Pseudophryne corroboree (corroboree frog) is the source of this 2497-nucleotide messenger RNA. RefSeq names its product scavenger receptor cysteine rich family member with 4 domains (gene SSC4D). Gene Ontology annotation, biological process: zymogen activation. Gene Ontology annotation, cellular component: plasma membrane. Bases 29 to 1768 code for a protein of 579 amino acids. The transcript has 10 exons. The record is from RefSeq and is a predicted model, not a curated record. NCBI's taxonomy places the organism in Eukaryota, Metazoa, Chordata, Amphibia, Anura, Myobatrachidae. Gene Ontology annotation, molecular function: serine-type endopeptidase activity.
UGUGGGGACUUCUCCCAGAAUUUGGGAGAUGAAUGAUUACUGGUAUUAUAAUAUGACAGCAGAGAUGAAAGGAAGUCCCUACUCCUUGUUUGAGCAUCGAAUAUUGAGACCAGUUCUUUGGAUGCUGACUGCUUACCUUGUCCCUACUACAUUUAUUCUUCUUGUAGUCUGCCCAGCAGAAAUUGUAUCUGUCAUGAGAAGAGAGGAGGCAGAUAUUCGCUUAGUGAAUGGGGAGAGCCGCUGCCAAGGCCGAGUCGAAGUUCUGUACAAUGGCACUUGGGGGACAGUAUGCGAUGAUGAUUGGGACAUUGUAGAUGCCAACGUGGUUUGCCGACAGCUGGGUUGUGGCAACGCCGUUACUGUACCUCACCGGCUCUCAUUUGGCCAUGGAACUGGACCAAUUCUAUUAGAUAAUGUGGACUGCAAAGGAAGAGAAACAGCACUGAGCCAGUGCAGGAGCCUCGGAUGGGGAAUUCAUAACUGCUACCACUAUGAGGAUGUUGCUGUCACCUGUAAUGAAAUAUUACCUACACCAAGUAACAAGGGUAUGUCCACAAAAACAUCCUCAACAUCCUUGCAAAAUGGUCUACGUGAUGGCAGCAUCAGGUUGGUCAAUGGAGCUGACUCCUGCCAAGGAAGAGUCGAAAUCUUCUACAAGGGAAACUGGGGUACAGUGUGCGAUGAUGACUGGGGAAUAAAGGAUGCAAGUGUUGUAUGCAGGCAACUUAGCUGUGGUCAAGCCUCGGACUACAAGAGCAAUGCUUAUUUUGGUUAUGGAACUGGCCUAAUAUUACUGGAUAAUGUAAACUGUGAUGGGUCAGAGCCUCACCUGUCAGCUUGCUACAGCCUUGGUUGGGGAAUUCACAACUGUGGCCACCAUGAAGAUGCUGGGAUCAUUUGUGCUGGGCUUGGUAUCUCAACUACGACUCCAAACACCACUCCUUCAGCUCACAAUUCUGCAGAGUCACUCACUGACACAGCAACAGUUACAUGGGGUGGGGGCCUGCAUUCUCCUGAAACUGAUUUGAUCACCACUGCAUUUUUUCAACUAGGAAGAAAAAGUGGCAGCAUUAGACUGGUAAAUGGAAACAGCAGCUGCCAGGGCAGAGUGGAAGUUCUGUACCAAAACACUUGGGGAACUGUGUGCGAUGACGACUGGGAUUACAGCAAUGCGCAGGUGGUUUGCAAGCAGAUGGGCUGUGGUCCUGCCAUUGUAGCUACAACACUUAGUUAUUUUGGCUAUGGCAGUGGCCCUAUCCUCCUUGACAAUGUAGAUUGUGCUGGUACAGAAAAAGACCUAAUCGACUGCUUCAACCUAGGCUGGGGUCAGCACAAUUGUGGACAUCACGAGGAUGCUGGUGUUAUCUGUCAAGGUGUGAGAGACGCAGAAUUGUUUUCCAAAGGAAGCAGCUUUGAAGUGACAACUCAAUCUGCAACACCUCCAAAAGAUGGGUCAAUCCGCUUAGUGAAUGGCAGUCAUCGAUGUGAAGGUCGUCUGGAAAUAUAUCUCCUGUUGCAGUGGGGAACCGUGUGCGAUGAUGCAUGGGAUGUGAAGGCUGCAAAAGUGGUGUGUCGCUCUUUAGGCUGUGGAGCAGCUUUAAGUGCCUGGGGAGAGGCUUGGUAUGGGCAGGGAACUGGCAUUAUCUUCAUUGACAAUGUUAAAUGCCAUGGCAAUGAGAGUUCCCUGUUGCAGUGCUCCUACAUCCGCUGGAAUGUGCACAAUUGUGACCACUCUGAGGAUGCUGGGGUGAAAUGUGGACUCUUGUGAGCAGCACUUUAUUAGAGAUAACCUGAACAUAUGUAAAUGUAUACAUUAUGUACAUAAUUCUGUAUCUUCUUUUAACUGUCAUUUUGCACUUUAUUAACCAAUUUAAAACCAAGAAUAGUUAUACAUGUAUGAUGUUAAAUGGAUAAAAGUCUAAUAUGAUUAAAAAUGUUUUAUUGCUUUUAAGAAAUAGGUAUCUACAGCUUGCACAAUGUAACUACUGUAUAAUCUGCCCUGUACAGACAAACUCUAUAAAUCAGAUAAUCUCAUUCCCAGUUUUCCAAGAAAUGCACCCAGAAGGAAAUACCCCUCCUGUUUAGAUUUUCUCCAGGCCCAAUUGCUGUCUUGUAUUUUAGGGGGAGUUACCAUUUAAGUGUGAGCCCCCAUAUAGGUACUGUAAAGUGAAUACUUAUAUACGUAUUAAGAAUUUUAAAGUGUUUCCAUAGUCAGUAAUAGCAAUACGCAAACUGCCAACGACAAAGUGAUGGGAAACUCUCCAUACAUCUAACAAAACAAUGGUUCAACAGUUUCUAUUGUACAUGACAUCUCCCUCUAUGGGAUCUUAUACAGUGAGCUUUGUUGUAUUUUAUGUCUUCAGUCCUCCCUCUGCAGGACAAGCUUUAUUAGACUACAAGAGGAGCUCACAUAAUAGUGUUCCGUUUUGUCAGUUACCUGAAUAAUGUUGCUAUGGGACAAAAUGAAACCAUAUGAGUGUCAAGAUGUUUUAUGAUC